CCUCUGACAGCCGCCCAUGGAUCACAAACACGGAAGCAGCAUGGCGUCCAACAGCAGCGGCGGCGGCUCCGACAGGCAACGGGUUGCCCAGCAAAGACUGAGCAUAAUUGCCGGGCACUUACAGAGACCAGUGGACGUUGACUCGACCAUCCUUGCCGCGGAGUGCAAAGCCCAGGGCUCCGAGACACACGUCGAGGAGAAGACUGUGCCGAAGAGGAGGCAGGAGAUUAUGAAAUGGAAUGGCUGGGGAUACAGCGACACCAAAUUCCUCUUCAAUAAGAAAGGUCAAGCAGAAUUUACCGGCAAAAGGUAUAAACUGAGUGGUAUGAUCAUCCCUGCUCUGAAAGAAUGGAUGGAAGGCACGUUUGGAACCAAUAUGCAGCAUAAAUCUCCAGCAACGCCCAUUCUGACUAGCGGUGCUGUGCAGCCUCCCACUCUUAACGAGGCCUUUGUGGAGGAACUGACAUCCACAGGAAUUCCCUUCUCUCUUGACGCAGAAGACCGGGUGUUUCGCGCCCACGGCCAUUGCUUACACGAGAUCUUUGCUCUGCGAGAGGGGAAAGUUGGUCGUGUCCCAGAUCUGGUGGUAUGGCCGAACUGCCACAAUGAUGUCGUGAAAAUUGUGGAACUGGCGUGCAAACACGAUGUUUGUUUGAUACCAUAUGGAGGGGGGACUAGUGUCUCCAGUGGCCUAGAGUGCCCCCCAGAGGAAACUCGCUCCAUUGUCUCUCUGGAUACUUCACAGAUGAACCGCAUCCUGUGGAUUGACGAGAAAAAUUUAACUGCCCAUAUGGAAGCUGGCAUCGUCGGUCAGGAUUUGGAGAGAUUGCUGAAUGAGAGCGGCUACUGUACAGGACAUGAGCCGGACUCCAUGGAGUUCAGCUCCCUGGGGGGCUGGGUAGCAACCAGAGCAUCAGGCAUGAAGAAGAACAUCUACGGCAACAUUGAGGACCUGGUCGUCCACGUAAGGAUGGUGACCCCCCAAGGAGUGAUUGAAAAGAGCUGUCAGGGCCCACGUAUGUCCAUAGGGCCAGACAUUCACCACUUCAUCUUGGGCUCAGAAGGAACCCUGGGCGUGGUUACGGAGGUAACGAUGAAGAUUCGUCCCGUGCCGGAGUAUCAGAAAUACGGCUCGGUGGUAUUCCCUAAUUUUGAGCAGGGAGUUGCCUGUCUCCGAGAGGUCGCCAAACAGAGGUGUGCCCCAGCAUCUAUACGACUCAUGGAUAAUGAACAAUUUAAAUUUGGUCAUGCCCUGAAGCCUCAAGUAUCUUCAAUGUUCACAUCCUUUCUGGACGGGUUGAAGACAUUUUACAUCACCAAGUUCAAAGGGUUCGACCCCAACUGCUUGUGCGUGGCCACCCUCCUGUUUGAGGGAGGCCGUGAGAAGGUCCUGCAGCAUGAGAAGCAAGUUUAUGACAUCGCUGCAAAAUUUGGGGGGCUGGCAGCCGGAGAGGACAAUGGGCAGAGGGGCUACAUGUUGACCUUCGUCAUCGCUUACCUCCGGGACUUGGGGAUGGACUACUAUGUGAUCGGGGAGUCCUUUGAAACCUCUGUGCCUUGGGACAGGGUGUUAGACAUCUGCCGGAACGUAAAGGCACGGAUCACUCAAGAGUGUAAAGACAAAGGAGUGCAGUUUGCACCGUUGUCCACAUGCAGGGUGACUCAGACAUACGACGCCGGUGCCUGCGUCUACUUUUACUUUGCCUUCAACUACAGAGGACUCAGUGAUCCAGUACACGUGUAUGAAGAAGUGGAGCAUGCAGCUAGAGAAGAGAUUCUUGCCAAUGGAGGGAGCUUGUCACAUCACCAUGGAGUGGGGAAACUUCGGAAGGAGUGGAUGAGAGAGGCCGUGUCCAAUGUCGGCAUGGGGAUGCUGAAGUCUGUCAAGGACUACGUUGACCCCAAUAACAUCUUCGGCAACAGGAACCUCCUCUAAUUUCCCGCUCACCUUUUUCUAAGGAAAAAAAAAAAAAAAAAAAAAGCAACUUGUGCAUUUUGGAUUAAUAGAUACUAAAUGUGAAUUUAAAAUGGAUUUCAUCAGUCAUUUGUGCCAUUUAUUCAUUCACCUAAACCUUAUCUUUUACAUUAUAUUGCACUUAAUACGCUGUAACAAUCAUUGUCACUCACUGUGCAGCUCAUUUUUCACAGCCUCAGCUUGUUGGAGCUACGGCCAUGAUGCAACCAGACGUGAUGCAACAAAACCUUGAUUUUUGUCAUAUUUUCUUAUAUAUAACCAUUUCCUAAAUAUCCUUGCCAACAUGGUUAAUUCGUCUGUUUGUUUGUUUGUCUUACUUUCCACUUGUGUGUGUGUGUGCGCGUUUGGGGCACUUCUCCAGUGGUAAGUUGUAGAUGAAUGUGCUUUAUAAAGCUCUGUGCCUUUCUAAAGCUUCUGUCUGCCUUCCCUUUCUCCUACUAAACACUCUGCUGGUGUACAGUGAGUCCCUUUGUGGAGCAACAUUAACUUGGACAUGAUGUUUUCUAUGUCUUCAUCUUUUUCUUGCCCUCAUGCCUUUGUUUUACUGACCUAUUGCCAUAAGAGACUUUUUCUCGACACGCGUGCGUGCGUGUGUGUGUGUGUCUGCCUAGAUUAAAGCCUCACCCCCCCCCCCCUAGAAGUACAGUAUGAUUACAAAGAGAGAUAUUCCUUCUGUGUUUAGUAUUUUUGUGCUCAAAGUGUUUACCUUGCAUGGUUAGUUACUGGGAAAGUGAAGUGGGGGGGGGGGAGCCAUCGCGUUUUUGUAUCACGGCAGCUUCAAUGUCACCAAGUUUGUAGUUUCGAGGCCUCUGGAUCCCGGUGCUCAUGUUGUACCAAAGACUCAACACAUAACAUGCAAACACACCGUAAACAUAUGUUUGACUAUGUGACCCUCGCACAUAUUUAGUAACUUCAUGCACAGCUAAAAUAUAUUUUUUAAUCAGCAUUAUGCAAAGAUGACCCUUCUGAGAGCUGUAAAAUGUAGAUAUGCGUCUGUUGCACAUGCUAAAACCUUCUACAUAAUGUGUCUUGUGUUCAAGACGCUGUAUUUAAUUAUUUCUUUUCCAUGGAUUUGCUCAGAAAUUCCUCCUAAAAUAGUUGCCCUUGUUCUGUACGGUGUAAUAGAUUUUUGGAACGGAUCCUGUAAUGUACAAUUUGAUACCAGGCUUGAACCAUUUGUUACUGAUAACCAUUGAUUUUGAAGGAAUCUCGCCUUUUUUUUCUCUUUCUGAUCUGUGCUUCACAUUUUCCUGAACCACCUUGUCCUAUUUAACUCAUAUUCCCCCAAAUAAAAGGACUCAUUAGGGACCCGUCGUGUGACAUUUUAUCUCCGUGUCAAACAACGUGUGAGAGCUUUUGAGCGUUAUGGAUGUACCUUUUGUUAUUUUUCACUUCUCUUAACAACGUCGUAACAUCAGAGUACAUUUUGUCAAUGCUGUUUGUGCAAUAAAUUGAACUAAAACAUCUCA
Anarrhichthys ocellatus (wolf-eel) is the source of this 3444-nucleotide messenger RNA. RefSeq names its product alkylglycerone phosphate synthase (gene agps). The record is from RefSeq and is a predicted model, not a curated record. Lineage: Eukaryota; Metazoa; Chordata; Actinopteri; Perciformes; Anarhichadidae. The coding region runs from base 17 to 1936 and encodes 639 amino acids. Gene Ontology annotation, biological process: lipid biosynthetic process. Gene Ontology annotation, molecular function: FAD binding; alkylglycerone-phosphate synthase activity. The transcript has 20 exons. Gene Ontology annotation, cellular component: peroxisome.